Messenger RNA from Microplitis demolitor, 11217 nucleotides. RefSeq names its product protein PRRC2C (gene nocte). Gene Ontology annotation, biological process: cell differentiation. The record is from RefSeq and is a predicted model, not a curated record. The coding region runs from base 713 to 9040 and encodes 2775 amino acids. NCBI's taxonomy places the organism in Eukaryota, Metazoa, Arthropoda, Insecta, Hymenoptera, Braconidae. The transcript has 13 exons.
GGGAGCUGAACCGGAAACUAAACAAAAUCUCGAUUAUUUCGCAUAGACUGAAAAUUUUUUUUUUGACCACUAAAAGUAUUUAUUAAAUUCCAGUAUAUUUAAAUAAAAUAAAUAAUUUAUAAAUAGUAAUUAUCUAAAUCGCGGGUGUUUAUUUAACGCAUAAUUAAUUUAUAAAAUAAAAUAAAAAGUGAAUAAUAGUUUGAGAUAAAAAAAAAAGUAAUAAAAUAAAAAUUUGAGUGAAUGGAGAUAUAGAGAAGCGAGUGAGAGGAGACAGGAUCCAGCAACAGUCGGAAUAACGAUAAAAGUGACAUCUCACGACAAAGUUGAUAAUUUAAAACGCAUGACGUAAUUGUAUUGAUCGCAGAAGAGAGAAGAACAGAGAGCCAGCCGAAAGUCGUAAAGUUUGCUGGUGGAGUCCGUGUCCGAGUCGCGCAUUCGCCAUCUUGGACGAAUUGUGAGAAGAAGAACAAGUAUACCCAAUAAAUUCGUUAAGAAACGUAUAUAAUAAUCAUAUACCCCGAGAGAGUUGUGUGUAGUCCCCACAAAACCAUUUUAAAACAUUUUUCCCAAAUUAAAUCCGCGGCGAUCGUUUAUUAAAUUUAUUAUUAUUGGGAUUUAAAUCCGUUUGUGAACUGAUACCCAUUUGGACGGACCAAGACAAAGGGUUCGUUCGUUGGGUCUGAGUGGUACUAAAUGGUUGCCUGCAGACAGCAUGUCUACUCUGUCGGGGAUCGUGUCGAAGGGGGAGAAAGGAAAAUCAAAGUUUCAAUCGCUAGAUAUCAAUAGUUUGUACCGGGUGAGCAGGGGAGAAUCAUUGGAACAACACCAACAAAAAAGCACAUUACCACGGAAACAUGGAAUGCAGAGUUUGGGAAAGGUGCCUUCGGCACGGCGUCCACCGGCUAAUUUGCCUAGUUUAAAAAGUGAAUACAGCAGCAGUGAUCCAGCUGUAAGUCUUGUACCUAGUGGCGGAAGCGGUUGGGCAACAACUAAGGAACAAUCACCUAAUACUAAUACUACAACAACUACCAACGCAACAGCUGCUCCGUUAUCUGACACUUCAACUACUAACUCAUCGCCACAAUGUGCGCCUGCGACGACCUCAGUCCAGCCAUCGGUGGCAGCAGCUUCACCUCCAUCACAGCAACAGCAGCCCCAGUCACUGCCAAGUCAGCAACAGCAGCAGCAGCAGCAGAACACAACCCAGUCUCCACAUUCCUCCGAACAAUCAGGGAACAAAUCAUCAUGGAGUGCAAUUAUGAGCAGACCCGGGGAUGCCGGUGCUCCAGUAGGACAGCAACAGUCACAAAACCGCGAGCUGAAUGCCCAGUACGGACCUGGACCGAGUCUGCGGCCACAAACGGAGGGGAGCUGGAUACAAGGUGGAAGCCGCACACCAGGAGCUGGAGCUGGUACAGGAGGUGGGAGUACUCAGGUGGGCCAGGGCCCCCCUGUAGGUAUUGUAGGAACGCCAGGACACUCAGAAGGACUAGGUGGCGGACGUCCGAGCUUGGGACAGUCGCCUGCCAUGGGUUCGGUCCCGGCAGGCCAACCGAAUCAAGGCGCCGCUGUAUCCUCGAGUGGAAGCAAUGCAACAGCAGCAACUCCUGGCCCAAAUUUACAUCACUAUCGUGGACUUAUUCCCCCAUUUAUGUACAAUCGAGGAAACUUUCCAGCAGCUGGUGGUUUUCCUCCACAAAUACCGUCGAAUAUGACAAGUGCAAGUGGUGGAGGUGGAGGUGGAGGAGGCGGUGGCGGACCCCGGCCGCGUUUCAAUCCGACCGACCGUUUUACGCCUCAGUCUCGAGCCCCGCAGGAGCGUGAACGUCCCCCCGUGGAUGAUGAAGUUAUUACACGUCCUAUUAUUAAGGAAGAGGAUUUAACACGAAUGGAUGAUAUUUCACAUGAUCCUGGUUGGGCUGCCCACGAUGAUAUUGAUUAUAAUCAGAAACUGGCGUUCAGUGACGAUGAAAAUGAACCAGAUGCUAAUUCACACGUUAAUUCGAGUUCUAAUAAUACAAAUGCUAAUGCAAUGACUAUGAAAAAGGAUGAAAAGGUGGAACAGUCACCGCCGAAAGAUGAUAAAGUUCAGUCUGAUAGUUCGCUUGACGACAAAGAAAGACUUAGAGACAAUGAAUCGCCUAGAGACACUAAAGAUACCCGGGGUGAUUUGUCAUCAGCACAUCGUCCGUGGUAUCAAGAUAGAAUAGGCUCCGGUCAAGGUGGCCCUGGUCCUAACGGACCUCCGCGCGAUUAUCGUGGCACCAAUGGCCCUCCGAUAAGAGACAACUACAAUCAAUCAACCCAACCGCCCAUGCGUCCCGCUCAUCCUCUCAGAGGAGUCGAGGAAGAAGAAAUAUGGAAUCAACGUAGACGUGAGCACGGCGAGAUAGUUGCUUCGGCUGUCGUACGUGCGCGUCAACGCAAAGAAGAAGAGGAAAAACGUUUUCAAGAAUCUAAGCAGGCGGCAGCUAAAAAAUUACAGGAUUUAGAACAAAAAAUGAAAAAGAAAAUGGCUAAGAAAGAUGAUGAUGCUGUGUCUAUUCCCGAGACGAAAGGUUUGAUAAAUAUUCCACCAGUGCCUAUACCCGUGCCUGAGUGGGAGCGCGAACGAGAGAAUCGCGAGCGUGAAAGCCGUGAUCGUGAACGUUCACGCACAUCUUCCGAGGGUAAGGAUGAGAACAAUAAGGUAGCUCGUGAUUCACGUGACCGUGAAUUGAUACGUGAGAAUCGCGACACUAGAGAUACCAGAGACACCCGAGACACUAGAGACACCAGAGACACCAGAGAUAAUAGAGACAACAGAGAUACUAGAGACAUUAGAGAUACCAGGGAAAGCAGAGACACUAGAGAGCCAGCUGGUGAUUUUUCUUCAAACCGUUCCAAUUUUAUUAGACCACAGGAUGUUACACGCGCAGAAAGAGAACGCGACCGUGAUCAGCGUGAAAACCGUGACCGUGAUCGCGAGAACCGCGACCGUGAUCAGCCAGCAUUCUCCCGGCAAUUCCAGAGUAAUUUGCCACCGCGUUUUCAGAAACAGCAAGCCGAGAGAAGCGGUGGUGGGUACAAUCGCGUCUCACCAAGCGCCGAAAGAACAACUUCGCAACCCAACGUCCCCUUUUCUCAGCAAUAUGAUCCAGCAAGAUGGUCCUCUCACAACUCAUCAAAUUCAAGCGGCGUCAAGCAAUCUCACUCAAUGCCACUGCCACAACGUCGUCGCACUGAUUCAGACAUAACUAAUCCACUUGAUGACGAUCCACGUCCUCCGUCUCGUGAUCACGGAAACCAGCGAUCACGCGAUGACAGAUUCCGACCGGCUAUACACCAUAUAUUUGAUUCCCGUAAAUCUGGCUACCAUGAUGACUACAAUAGAGGCAGCGGAGGAGGCUACAAAGACGAUUACGCACGUGAUCAUGAUGAUAGACAACAUGGUGGUCGUGAAUCCUGGGAACGUGAGCGCGAACGUGAUCGCAAUUACGAUGAUAACAAAGACAGAGAUUCACAUUCACGUAACUCACGGGACUCGCGUGACUUCAAAGACACUCGAGACUUUCGUGACCGCGAUACCAGAGACGGUCGCGACAGUCGUGAUGCUCGCGACAAUCGUGAUUCCCGCGACAGUCGCGAUACCCGUGAUAGCCGUGACAUCAGAGAAAAAGAUUACGAAAGCAGUUCGUACAUGAAACAGUCAAGCCAGCAGGACUCUAUGGAUGAUCGCGAGUCACAGCGGGAACGUUCUGAAAGCGGAGAGUGGGCUGGAGAUACCCGUCGUGAUGAACGCGGCCCUUCCACUGACGACAAUCGUCGUGAGCCUUUAUUAAUAUCCCGCGAUGAUCGUAUCGACAGAAAUGAACGACCACAGCGACCGGAUUCACGCGACUCACGUGCAUCCCGUGAAUCAAAAACUUCUUCCUUGCGCGAUGAUGAUUUUCAUAAAUCACGUGAUUCGUCUUCUUGGGUUCACGAUUUAACUGAUUACGAGGAUAAAAAACGUGAGCUGUAUCGCGAUGAUCAUCAUCGUGAGCGUGAAAGAGAUAGGAGACAAGUCCCCGGUCCUAUUACCCGUGAAAAACUCCAAGCAGAAGAAUUGAAAAGCGAAAAACGGAAUCUCACUCAGCUUAAGCGUGGCGGUGGAAGCAGCAGCAAUAGUGGAAUCAGUAGCGGAAGUAAUGCUGGAGAUUCAGACAAAAAGGAUAAUAAAGAAUUACCUGCGGAUACGAAAAAAGAACCGGAAGUUUGGAAUAGAAAAUUAGAACGGACUCCCGAGACAACGCGAUCUGCUGUUACUGUCGAAAGAAAUGACAACUCACCGAAAGCCUGGGCAGACGCUGUUUCACCGACCUUUGAAAAGAAUGAAGAAAAAAUAAUUACUCAAGAGUCUGCGGCUAAAGAUGAAAAAGAUAUAAGUGAAUUGAAAGCCAGUAUGGAAAAAUUGAUCGUUGAAAAACGUGAAGAAUCGCAGCACAAUGAGGAAAUUAAAGAUGAUCCGAAAGACGAGAAACGUGACAAGAAUGUGAGGAAUCGGACCAACAGUGGCAGCUUCCGUGGACGGGAAUCAUCAUCACGUGGUGGCCGUACAUGGGGCGGUGCUUACAAUGUUUACACACGUGGAUGGCGUGGUUCCGAGACACGUGGUCGCCGUGGUGGCGGGUCGCGAUCAAUGGGACGUCCUGGUUCUGCUAAAAGUGGAUCAUACGGUCACACGGAUUCGGAAGUAAGUGGGGAUGAAAUUUCUGGUUCAACUGAGUCGAGUAAAGAAGAACGAAGAUCUGCUGUUUCACCCAAACCUGUUGCCCAGAAAAACGACAAAGAUGAACGCAACCGCGAAGUGUCAAGACGCGAUGACAAACGCAGCAAUGAAUAUCCACCGAGUCGCGGUGAAAAACGCGGAGGAUUUGACGGACGACCAAGUCGCGAAGGUUUCGCGCCCUCGGGUGAACCUUCUAGACGUGGUCGUGGUGGGUUUCGAUCACGUGGAGCAACUUCCGGUGGUAGGAUGGAAGGGUAUGGACCACCACCCAGCAAGAGCCCGUUCUCCACCGAGAGAAUCAACGCCGACGACAAGAAUGCCGGGUCACAGAGUUCUCCAUCACCGGCGAUAGAAGUCGACAACAAUCAGAGCUCAACAAUUGAGUCAUCGGACGAUAAGAUGAUUGCAAAACAGCAAGCACUCACGGCAGGUAUCACUGGUAGACGCAAUAAAUCACCAAACGUACCAGCCAAUCAAGGAGGGCAAAAACAUGACUCAGUUCACGGCAACGUGAGUCAUCCCGCAGGAUUACAGAAGAAUCAGCCGAAGAAAGAUGACUCGAGAUCCAAAAGACCACGCAGUGGAAGUCGACGCGGGCGUGACAACCGCGAGCGUCCUCGUGGUGGAAAUCCAGUUAAGUCUAAUUCAGCUGAUGUUGGUAACGAAGAGUGGGAGACAACUUCGGAGAACAGCGAGGAACAUAUUGAUGAUCACAAGGAUUCGCGAAAUGCUCACAAUAAACAUCGCGGUGGCGGUGCUGGUGCUGGGGGUAAUCAGACUACUGGAAAUAAUAACAGUAACUCGCAGAAUAAUCGUAGACAUGAACAAAUAGGUAAUAAUCGUGAUCAACGUGAAAAAUCUAAAUCUAACGUCAGUUCACGUGCUCCAGGUGCUGAGAAACGAAAUGCACAGAACGCUGCUUUUAAUCAGCGCAAUCAUUCCGGUAAUAUGCUACCACCCCAAGGUGGAGGUGGCGGAGGUACACAGACACAAAAUGGCAGACCAAGGAGUCAAGGAUCCGCUAACAGCGGUCCGAUGACGGAAAAAGGUCUGAAGGAAACGACAAUUAACCGCGUUGAUGAAAUAAAAUUAAGCGAUCCAAAUCUUGUGGAUCAGGUGAUGAAAGAUAUCAAUAAAAAAUCACAGAGUCGUGAUAAAAAAUCAGUAGAAUCGGAAAUUGAGGCCAAUAGUUACUCGACUGGUGGUGAUGACGGUGGGAACAGUGCUGAAGAUAAAGUCGACGCUGAUGGAUUCCAGGAGGUUCGGUCGAAAAAGAAUCUAAAAGAUUCCCGACACGGACAGUUGAAGGAAGAGCCCAAUAAACCGCCGUCGCGUAGAGAAAAAGACAAGGAACGUGAACGCGAUCGUUCUAAAUCAAAGUCCAAUGGGCCGCAGCCUCCUACGCCACAGCAAAUUCAAAACAUACCGCCUCUGUUGGGUCAACCAAUUCCACAACCCGCAAAUAUGCCCAAGUCAUUUGACAGGAAUCCGAAUCGUAAUAAACUUGCGCCCAGAUUCCAGAAACAGAAGUUGGCUAAACAGCAGCAGCAACAUUUGAAUUCCGAUGGCAGUACUGACUCAAAUAAAGUAAACGCUAAUUCAAAUUACAUUAAAGAUUCAUCAGCCGGUAACGGUGGCAACGGCAACGGAGGCAACGGCGGAAGUGGUCCAGCGCCACCCCCAUCUGUAAAUGCCUGGGAUAAACCGUUUACAAGUCAAUUGAGAUCGAAUUCACCGAACUCGAAUAUUCCAGCAGACAUCCAAUUAAUGUCCGGGUUAACUGGCUCUGAUCAUCAACACGACAUCAACGAGCAAGUAGCAUCUGCCGGUAGCAGUCAGCGUAAUUCACCAAGUGGUGAAAAAAUAAUAAAGCCUACGAAAGAAACGACUGUUGAUAAAAAUGUGUCAGAUGCGUCGUCGCCACCCGUUCAAACUCUGAUUUUUGAAAACACGAAUUAUUCGAAGACAACAAAGACUGGUCCGGAGAUGGCGAUCAAGUCGAAAUUUUCAAAUCACAUGAAACCGCCUCAGCGUGUUGUCGACAAACGCGACAUGGAUGACGACACCAACCAACUGCAGCAUCAGCAACAGCAGCAGCAGCAGCAAGCGCUGUCAGUUGCAUUCUCCAGUAAGCCUGCUAAUGAAUUGAUAAAAGAUAAAUCUCAAGAUCCGAUUCAAAUGCCACUGUCAUUCAACAAAAGUGAAGACAGCGCUGAUAUGAAACUUGACUUUACUUUUGACGCUGACUUAUCACAAUUAACUGAUGAAAAAAGUAAAAGCAUCGGCAUGCCGCGGUCAAUGCACAUGACCGGCGUCCAAAGCACCAUUUCGCCGUCAACUGCUGAACUUAAUCUUAAGAUUGCAUCUGUUAAGAAAGUAUGGGAGAAUGCGUCGAUGCCGACUGUAGUAGAGCACGAGGACGGCAGCGUUGUAUCCACGGCAAAUAGUUUUCCUCAGAGUUUCGAGACCGGGGAUGUUGAGGACACGUACAGUCCGCAUCCGCAGUACAAUCAGAAUAACAUGAAAAAUGAAAUCGCGACCUCAACAAAUGUAUGCAAGCUGGUUCCCCCGCAGGUGAAGCCGCAGCAGCAAUCCUCCGGGAGUGGCGGCGCGCAAACAGGCUCCACUGUACCUGGUCCCAGUCCCAUUGGCCCUGGCCAGAGUCCCAUUGGGCAUCCGCCAGCCAGUCUUCAAGGUCCCCUGAGUCCUCCUCCAUUCAAUUCUACUGGACAACCCUCUCACAUAAAUUAUCAGGAAUUUCCACAGUAUCCAGGAUCACAGGCAGCACAGUACGGCAGUAUGUCUGCUAUUCCAUCGCCACCAGCAGUACUAUUUAAUACUGGCUCUGGUCAGUUACCCGCUCAAGCUGGUAGUCUUUAUGGUGCAUUCCAGUUGGAUCAGAGUCGAUCACCUUUUACUCAGUAUCCACCAUACGGUCCUUCUCUACAGAGUUCAUUUAACCAACAGAACGUCUACUUACAACAGCCACCGCCACCACCACACGCUCCCAAUGCAGCAGCGCCCGACAUGUAUCAAAACAAUUUGUCACAGUAUCGUAUUCCCGCGGCAGCUGCUCCGCCUUUUGGACAAAAUCAACAGCUAAGCAAUAAUCCAAACACUGUCUUGAUAAAUUCAUCCUCAAAUUCACUCAUGUCAGCGAGUGUCAAACCUUCAUCCCAGUCUAUUGGCGCUAUCGGUACCAAGGCGCCACAUUUUCAAGCACAAUCUGCUCAACCCAAUCAAUUGGCGUACAUACCGUAUGAUCCAAACCAAGUGCUAGGUGUCAGUGGAAAUUACAUGGGAAAUUCACAGUUGGUUCAAAGACCUGGUCCUAAUGUACAGCAGACAGCUAAUAGUUACUACAGUGCAACAUCUGCUGAUGUAUUUCCCGGGUCGCAAACGGGCUUUUACCAACCCGGAGGCACACAACAAACGGGUACACACUACGGUCUCCAGGGGUUUGGUCAGCACAGCCAGAGUUUAGCAACUGGUAAUGCAACGCCCGUUGGUCUACAGAGUUUUAGUUCGCAAUUUCUCUCUGGAUCGGGACUACAAAUAGCCGCGGCAGCUGCUGCCCAACAGUAUCGUAAUCCCACUGGUGGAUUACAAGGCCCGGCUAACGCUGCGGCAACUUUUCUCAGCAAACAUCAGCAACAAGAACAACCCAGACAACUGAAAAGCCCAUCGGGGAAUCAACAAGAUGUUUUGGCUUCAGUUUUUAGUUCAACACCACAAAUACCGUCACCUAAAUCACGAAAUUGUAAGCAACAAUCGCAAUCUCAACAACCACAGCCAAGUCCAACUCAGCAUCAUAAAUAUCAACAGUAUCAGGGCGUCAGUCAGUCUGCUCUGGUAAGCAGCUACAAUAACUAUGUUCUUCAACAAAAUGUCCGUGGAAUGGGUAUGCCACCACGUGCUGGUAUCCAACCGUCACAACAACGCUACCCGCCACCAAUCCAAAGACCCGUGGUGCCAUUUCCACCGGGUCCGAACCCCAACAACCCAAGUCAGCAACAACAAAACUGCAUACCCUCGCAACAAAACCAAGUGAACCGACACAGGCCCAAUAUUCAUCAACAGCAGCAGCGUAAUAUUAAAAUGCAACAGCAAUAUUAUUCGGGACAAGGUCAGUUUCGAAAUGGCAACAAAAUAGAUCCGAGUGAUAAAGCUGAUUCACACAGCGAUAAAAUAGUCGAUGGUAAUGCUGGUGGACAAGGAACUGGUAAUAAAUCAAACGUAGCACAGCAAGAUACCGAUAAUAAAGAAGAAGUUAAUCAACAAAAUGAGUAAAUAAUAAUAAUAAUAAACAAGAUGAUAAUGAAUAAUAAAUUUAAAAUAAAAUAUAUCAAGUAUCAUUUAGACUUCACGCUACACUUGAAUUAUGAAAAUGGAUAAAAGUAAUUAUUUAAAAAUACCCAAGAGGUUUAUCGAUAAUUAUGAAUAAAAUAAAAAAAAAUAAUAAUAAUAAUUAAUAAUUAAUCAACACAAUUUUAUCGACACAACAUAUAGUGGACACGUAUAUUUAAUCAAUUAUCGAUUGCACUGGCUAAAUAAGAACGUGCAAAUCACUGUCUUAUUAACUAUCGUAGUUGAUUAGAUCGAUGCAUCAAGGAUAUAAAAAAAUAUUUAUAACAAAAAAAAUAUUAUUAAUAAUAAAAGAAAGAAAGAAAAAAAAUAAUUAAAGUAAAAUGGCAGUUAUGAAGAAUGAAAAAAUAAAAGACGCCAGACCGCAGGACGUGUAUGCAUACUUUGCCUUCGUAGCUUAGCGAAAAUUGCUAUACCCAAUUGUUCUUACUCAGAUCAUAAAAAAUAUAACUACAUAAAUACACAAGAACGUUUAAUAAUAACCAAGUCUAAGAGGAAAUCGAUAUAAGAAGGAAAGGAGGGGAAGAAGGGAAGAAUGAAGAUUCAAAUAAACAAUUUUAUUUAAUCGGGAUUCCCAGCUUGGAUCAGUGCUCAUGAUUAUUUUUCUUUGUGAAUUUUUCCGGACUUUAUACAUAUAUAUAUAUAUACAAAUAUAUUAUUAAUUAAUAUCGUACUUGAUAUAAAAAAAUAAAAAAACCCGAACCACAAACGUGAUCUUUCAAUACGGAGUCGGAUGUCUUGACUCUCGGCAAACGAAGAAAUGAAUCCUGCUUUUAUUAUUGAAGCUCGUGAUUUGUAUGAGGAACAAAAAAAGGAUUAAAAUAAAAAUGGACUGUCUCGUUGAGCGGGAAAGUGAAUUUAAAAAAAAAGUUAAUAAAAAAAAAUAUGAGUGAGUUUUGGAUUGUAAAAUGUAUGACGACUGACUUAAUAAAGGCUGAUAUUGAGAAGCGCGGUGGUGUUUAUUUUAAAAUUCACCGUCUCUCGGUAAUCCGUCUUUUCCGUGGAGGAAUCACACUGCAGCGUAACAACAAUUAAAUUUAAAUUUUAAAUAUUAUUAAAAUCCGCUUAAUGCAUCGUGAGGAUUUAGUGCAUUUGUUUAUUAUUUUUUUUUUAUAUAUAAAUUACUACUAUUAAUUAUUAUUAUUAUUAUUAUUAUCAUUAUUAAUUAUUAAUUAUUAAUUAUUAUUAAUUAAUUGUAUUGCACAGUACUUCCUCACAUUAGAGCAAUCGUUUGGAUUAAUAAAGUUUUAAGUAAUGAGUAAUUAAAAUAAUAAUUAUGUGCUACCGCAUAAAAAAAAACCACGAAAAUAAGUCAGGAGACAAUUGUAUAUUUUCCAGCUUUUCAUUGCAGUUGAGCAUUAAUUAUAAUAGUUGAUGCUAAUUCAAUAAAUUUAAAAUAAAAACUAAAAAAAAUGAUUAAUUAAUUAAUUGAAAAUAAAUCAUUAAUAAAGACUAGUAUUUAACAAAAAAAUUUAAUUAAAACUCGAUAGUUUUUAUUGAACAAAAGCGUACUGCGGUCCAUUAUUCGUGUUUAUAAUUUAUAAAUAUAAAUAACCCACGUGAAAAUUAUCAUUUUAUCUCUUAAGAUCUCAAGCAAGCGGCCAGGGAGCUAACAAAUAAAAAUAUAUAUUAGUUCAUUUAUAUUAAAGUACUGCCAGUCGCAUUGUCGGCAAUUAAAUUUAAAAAAGAAAAGUUUUUCACGUCUAUUUGGGUUCGAACAGCGAUUGCUUAUAAAAAAAUAAUUGAGGAUCGCUGUCAUGUCUAAUGGAGUCUCAUGGUGUAAUUAUGGAUUUUUAAAUAAUUAAUUGGUUAAUUAAUUAAUUAAUUAUAUAAAGAAUGAUUAUUGAUAAGUAAUGGCGUUUGAAAUUAUAUAUGCAGUGGAAUAGGUCGCCUAAGAUGAUAUAGAUGGAUGGUAAAUAAUUAUAAAUAUUAAUAAUAAUAAUAAUAAUGAUAAUAAAUGUGUAAUUAAUUAUUGAUUAUUAAAAUCUCAUGUCACUGUCCUAUCACAACAAUUACACGAUAAAGUGCAACGGUAAUUAAUAAUUUAAAAAAUAACAACGCGAAUUUAUGUAAAUUGAUAAUAAAAUAAUUAAAAAAAUUUA